GUUUGAUUUGACCAGUAUUUCCCUUCGACACUAAAGUCAGUACAGUAUGUACGUUGCACAUAUGUGUGAUGAUAUAUUGUUGUUGAAGAGAUGCAACUCUUCCGUCGACCCAUGGUUCGUCAGCUCACUGACUAAGCCAAUUAGUUCUCGGCCCCAACCUCACCUGCCACUACACAACAAGCUUAUGACCUCAUUUCAUGUUUGAAAAUUAUCGUCAAUAGUUCAUACUCACUCAGCCUAUAGACUAC
Molecule: messenger RNA, 248 nt
Organism: Aspergillus uvarum CBS 121591
Lineage: Eukaryota; Fungi; Ascomycota; Eurotiomycetes; Eurotiales; Aspergillaceae
Exons: 1
Coding region: 47-205 (52 amino acids)
Source: RefSeq, a predicted model, not a curated record